This is a messenger RNA of Drosophila willistoni, 2517 nucleotides long. It is a transcript of the gene Naus, whose product is annotated as CTTNBP2 N-terminal-like protein. The transcript is spliced from 3 exons. The record is from RefSeq and is a predicted model, not a curated record. Lineage: Eukaryota; Metazoa; Arthropoda; Insecta; Diptera; Drosophilidae. The coding region runs from base 361 to 2292 and encodes 643 amino acids.
CAAAAACUACUAAUAUUUACAUAUUUAACAUUCUAUUUAUACCUUCAUUGGCAAAAUUUUCAAAAACUGUUAUCGGCGCAAAUUAUCGAUAAGUGUUUACAAUUGAUUUUUCGGAAUAUUUUCUAACACUUGGUUACCACAAGUAGAGCCGAUACUAUCGAUGGAUUUCCCAGCUCUACCACAAAGAACCUAGUGAACGAUCUGGCAACACCGCAUAGAAUAGAUUUUUUUGUUAACAUUUGCAGGAACUUUGCAGCAGCCAUUUACAAUGCCCUUUGAAUGAGUUGAGAACCUUGCCAUUAAGUGCUAUUAAGUUGUAAGCAAUAACCAGUUGAAGAUCAAAUAACUGGAGUUUUGAAAAUGGAGCAAAACACUACCUCCUCGACGACGGUAACGGAGACGGCUCUGUCCGAUGAAGGCGGCUCUGGCCCCGCCCCCGCCAUAGAGCUGGGGCUGGAAAAUGCAUCAGGAAGUAACAGUGGCUUAGACACGGUCAGUGCCACACAUGAAUUUCAGACAAUGAAACCGGGACCAGGAGUAACAAUGGCUCAAAAGCAGCUCCAGCAACAACAACCCAAUGGUCCGCGUUUGCGGACUGAGCUGCCACACAGUGAGCUGGUCAAGAUGCUUUACUAUCUGGAGGGUGAGCUGCAGGCGCGGGACGUAUGCAUAGCCGCCCUACGCAGUGAACGGGUCAAACAAUUGAUUAGCCAGCUGAGAACUAAACGAGUGCAACCAAAUGAUCCCUAUGCGGCAAUAUUUCGCGAUAAGAUUGCCCUCAAUGGCAAUCUAAUAUCACGGGAAUCCUCCACUCAGGCGGCUCAAGCUGAAAUGGAAGUACGCCAGAUAAUUGAACAGCAAAUGGAGCAACAGUACCAAAUGGUUAACAAACAGAGGGCAACCCAUGUCCGUAUGGUCACCAUACUGACCGAAUCUCUGGAGAACAAUCAACGCAUGUUGCAGGAACUCGAAGAUGAGAAACGCAAGCAUGAGAAUGACACAGCCCAGGGCGAUGAUAUAACCUAUGGCCUGGAGAUGGAGAGAACCAAACUGAAUCAACAGCUGGAAGAGGAACGUGCUCAGGUCUCCAAAAUGGAAAAGGAACUCAAAAAGCUUCAAGAAACUUUGGAAUACGAACGCAAUCGGCAAAAACAAAUUGUCCUCCUGCUCAUAGCGGAGCGCAAAAAGAUUUUAAUGAAGUACAUAGAAGAGGGCAAACGAUCUGAAGAUCUGGCUCAAAUCCUUGCCGAGGAGAAACAACGCUCGGAUACCAUAGCCGAGGGUCUCGAAGAGGAGAGCAAAAAGUCCCUUCGCAUGGAGGAGGAACUGGAGAAGCAAUCUCAGUCCAUGGACCUAGAGCGCAAGGCUCUAUUGGCCAAAUUGGCUAAAGAGGAAAUGCGAGUCAAGGACUUGGAGCAGGAGCUAAAUGCCCUGCGUAGUGAGCAUGAGACUCUUAAGAAACAGCAGCAACUAUCAGCCACUGGCUCAUCAACUGUUCCUGGAGCAGCCGCCAAGGCUCGUCAGUUCAGUGAUGAUGCCUGUGCCACGCCCUCGAAGGUGAAUAUAGCCAAAAUAGUGCAGCCAACAGCAACAGUGUCAAGUAUGCCGGUAUCGGGUCCACAAACUGGUAUAGCACGUUCCAUUGUGCCGGGCCAGAAUAUACGAAGUGUUGCCCAACCCACUGGAGUGGCCACCGGACCCCCAGUACAAGUGGCUGUUAAUCACACCAAUGUCAUCACAAAUACCACCAAUAGCAACAAUAAUACCAGUGGAACAACAACAACAACAACUGGACCACAAAUAACUUCCAUAACAGGCGAUGGAGCAGUUGUUUCUGCUGCUGCUCCUGGUGGUGGAGCAUCGCAGCCACCGACAACCAUUGCAGCAGCUGCACCACCAUCUCCAUCGCCAGCCAAAAUGCAACCGACAGCAACUAUACAACGUGCUCCGGGUGGUAAAUAUGCUGCACUGGCUGCAGCAGCUGCAUUGGAUAGCCAAACAGCCACGCCACCGCAUCCACAUCCUGUGCCCAUAGCAGUGCCCCCCGUAACAGUGCCACCGGCUGGGGCACGUGGUGCCCCGCCACCCAUACCGACCAAACCGAUUGUUCCGCCCAAACGGGAGCCCUCACUCUCUCGUCUGGGCUCCAUUAGCGGCAGCAGCGGUGGUGGUCCACCACCAUCAAUAGUUGGAGCUGCCACAACAGUUGCAUCAUCCGCUGUGGCCGCAGCAGCUGGGGCAACGGCAACAGUUGCCGCCGCAACUGCAGUAACAACGGCCAAGCAUAAUUAGACAAAAAGAAAAACCCACAAAAUCAUUCUCCUAGUAGGACCACGCGCCCUUGAUGUCCAGUCCCCGAAUGCGCAUUAUAUUUAUCCCUUUUUUAUAUUAAGCCAAAAUACUCAAAUAUUCCCCCCGAAGAAACAAAUUCCUCCUUCUCAGCCACAAAAAUUAUGCCCAAAAUUAUAGUAGAUGAUCGUUUACAUCAUUUUGUUUUUAGAAUUUCAUCAUAAAAUC